Messenger RNA from Priapulus caudatus, 812 nucleotides. RefSeq names its product centromere protein M-like. Lineage: Eukaryota; Metazoa; Priapulida; Priapulimorpha; Priapulimorphida; Priapulidae. The coding region runs from base 8 to 472 and encodes 154 amino acids. The transcript has 6 exons. The record is from RefSeq and is a predicted model, not a curated record.
GGCAAUCAUGGCGGAAAUUUUGAAGUAUUUAGCUAAACUUCCUACGCCUUUGACCGCUGUUACCUUGAUCGUCGGCGAUGAAGGAGCGGGCACACUUGAACUCGCAAACCUGCUGCUGCAGCAAAUAACUGAUUAUCAUCUUAGAGUUCACACGGCAACUCGACUGCCUCUGCCAGAAGAUGGCGCUGCCUCCCGACCCAACUUCGACUUUGUAAUUUUCCUCUUAGAUAUUACCAGAAUGGAAAGUUUUAAGCAGACAGAAGAGGCGUUGCAGUAUGUGGAUGUGGCUUACUUUCAUGGAAGGUCCUGUCUGAUCGUCAAUGGAGCGAAGAAACCUGAUCGAUGGGCCAACGACUACAGCAUCGUUGAGGAGCUAGCAAAUGCAUACAACCUGCAGAUCAUCUGUUGUCAAUUGGAGGACGAGGAAGACGGCGCGGUGGUGAGAAGGAGACUGACGGCACCCGCCAUAUAGAGACGAGCGCGGGACUGCGACCGGGAGCGACCGCCGUCAUGUUCCACUGUCCCGCAGAGAACCCCGCGCUGCUGUGACGCGGCGUGACGACGCGGUGACGGCGCGGUGACGCGCUGCCCUAGUGAACGUGGCCGUUGACACCGGCAAGCGCGACACGGACGCUCGCUGGUGGGACAUGAUUGUCACCACUCGCAAGUGACACAGAAGAUGGCAUGGCAGGUGCGCCGGAAGAGGCAUGACGACACCAGUGCACACUGGCAAGUGACGUGGAGGCAAUACGGCGCAGCGUUACGCGGCAAGUGAUGCGGAGGUCGCAGCAUGACACGGGUAGUGACGCGAA